AUGCGUAGGCAGUACGGCGAGAAUGAGCAGAUUGCCUCACAAGUCCACGAGACCCUUGUGCGAUACCUUCUCGAUAAGUAUUCCGAGAAGGAGGGUAUCACCUACGAAAGGAUUAACGCGUACAUCACAAGCGCCAAAGAAGUCAACGUGGACAACGUUCUGAUUGUGGCGCUGGACUAUAUUUUUCGUAACUUUAGCGAACUGUAUCAUACGGUAUGCGAUGCCGUUGACAUGGCAAGGGAUAAGGGUCCUGUACGAUGGACGGCAGAUAAUUUGGCCGAGAGACUUGAGAGGGUGAAGAAGGAGCAAGAAUGGGAACAAAAGGGGGACGCAUGA
Messenger RNA from Fusarium venenatum, 336 nucleotides. RefSeq lists its product as uncharacterized. NCBI's taxonomy places the organism in Eukaryota, Fungi, Ascomycota, Sordariomycetes, Hypocreales, Nectriaceae. The record is from RefSeq and is a predicted model, not a curated record.